Messenger RNA from Spinacia oleracea (spinach), 1119 nucleotides. RefSeq lists its product as uncharacterized. The record is from RefSeq and is a predicted model, not a curated record. Bases 1 to 1119 code for a protein of 372 amino acids. The transcript has 3 exons. NCBI's taxonomy places the organism in Eukaryota, Viridiplantae, Streptophyta, Magnoliopsida, Caryophyllales, Amaranthaceae.
AUGACUAGGAGUGGGAAGAUUUUAGAUGAUGGUGCUAAGUUCGUUGAUGCUCCCUGUUCUAGGGGAGAAGGAUCUAAGGGAAAUGAGUCUGCGGACUGUGAUGUGGGGAAAGAGAAGUCUCACGUUGAUGACGUGAGCGAUGGUGUAAAGCCAACGGAGGCUACUCUUCUACCUCUCCCUACUCCUCCUCUUUCCUAUCCUCAAAAGAUUGUUGGAAAGAAAUUGGAUGACCAAUUCUCCAAGUUUCUUGACACUAUUAGUAAGCUUUAUGUGUCAUUGUUUUUCACCGAGGCGCUUAAGCAAAUGCCACAUUAUUCUCGGUUCAUGAGAAACAUUUUGUGUGUCAAAAGAACUUGUGGCUCCAAGGAAACCGUGCAUCUCACGAAGAAUUAUAGUGCCUUGAUCUUGAGCCCGCUUCCCCCAAAGCUCAAGGAUCCCGGAAGUUUCUCGAUUCCUUGUAGCAUACAAAAGCUGAAAUUUGAUAACGCUCUUUGUGAUUUGGGGGAAAGCAUGAGCAUUUUGCCAUACAAAAUCUAUGAGAAGCUUAGUCUUGGUGAUCUCACCCCUACCCCUAUGUCUUUGCAACUAGUCGAUCGCUCGGUUAUGUUCCCUUUGGGUAGGGUUGAUGAUGUUCCCCUUGUGAUAGGGAAGUUAACUUUUCUUGUUGACUUCAUUGUCUUGGACAUUGAUGAGGACGCCCACACCCCUAUUAUCUUAGGGAGGCCAUUCUUGGCCACGGCCGGGUCUCUCAUUGAUGUUCAAGGUGGUCUUAUCACCUUGAAGGCGGGAGAUGCCAAGGCUAGUUUCAAGCUUCCUAUUGAUGAUGGAUGUUGUUCCAAGAUGAAGAGUUGCAUGAAGUUUGAUAAUAAGCUUGCUAGGAACAACAUCAAGGAGAAGAAGGUAUUUGUGAACCCCUCGGUAUUGGGUGAUUCCUUUGAUGAUGUGAUAACCAUCCCCGAGAUCUUCGGGAUGGGUCUAUAUGAUGUUGGAGCAGAAACUUCGGCUCCCAAUGGUAAACAUUCUACGAACACGAAGCCCAAGAGGGGCAAACACAAGCUUAAGGGGAUUUGGUUUGAUCCCACCUCUAUGCGUGGUGGCUUAGUGGUUUUCUUUGGUUGA